Molecule: messenger RNA, 1308 nt
Organism: Gymnodraco acuticeps
Lineage: Eukaryota; Metazoa; Chordata; Actinopteri; Perciformes; Bathydraconidae
Product: semaphorin-4D-like
Exons: 2
Biological process (GO): positive regulation of cell migration; axon guidance; neural crest cell migration
Molecular function (GO): semaphorin receptor binding; chemorepellent activity
Source: RefSeq, a predicted model, not a curated record
AUGCAUUAUUCUCGAUCUUCCUCUUCCCUGCUCAGGUCUGAUUUCAUAAACUGGAAUGUCUUCUCCGACCUGGCGGAUUACAUAGUGGAUGUUCUCUUCCCAAUGGUUACGAAGCUUUCCAGUGCCUCCUCUCGGUGUCAGGUUUCGAACAAGGACACGAUCACCGGGCCGGGGAUCUUCAACUACUCCACGCUGUUGCUGUGCGAGAAAAGAGACGCGCUGUAUGUGGGAGCACGGGAGGCCAUCUUUGAGCUCAGCAAGAAGAACGUGACGGUUAAAAACAACUAGGUCGAGUGGACAGUUGCAGAAAACCUCAGAGGGAUGUGCACUUCAAAAGGUAAAUCAAAAGAGAAGGAUUGUCUAAACUACAUUCGAGUGCUGCAAGUCGCAGACGACGAGCGGCUGUAUGUCUGCGGCACGCACGCCUUUCAACCUCAGUGUGUCUACUUGAACCUCGCUGACUUCUCGUUGGACCGUCAGCCUGAAGACGGCCGGGGGAAGUGCUCCUUUGACCCGUCACAAAGCUCUACUGCCGUCAUGGUUGAUGGAGAGCUGUACUCAGGGACAGCUUAUAACUUCUUAGGCAGCGAACCCAUUAUGUCCAGAAACUCUCCAUCCCAGUCCCUGUUGAGGACAGAGUACUCCAGAUCAUGGCUCAACGAGCCACGUUUUGUUUUUGCUGACGUGAUCAGUGAAGGGAGUAACAGAGCGGAUGGCGAGGACGAUAAAAUCUACUACUUCUUCACCGAGGUGUCCGUGGAGUACGAAUUAUUUGGCGAGCUGCUCAUUCCCAGGGUGGCCCGCGUCUGUAAGGGUGACCUCGGGGGGCAGCGCACUUUGCAGAACAAAUGGACGUCUUUCGUGAAAGCCAAGCUGGUGUGCUCCAUGCCUGAGCUCAACUUUGUUUUCAACGUAGUACAUGAUGUGUUCAUCCUGAAGGGCGCCGACUGGAAGGACACCGGUACCUACGGGGUGUUCACCUCCCAGUAGGGUAACGUGGGCCUGUCAGCAGUGUGUGCUUACAACAUGACAGCUGUGGAAGACGUCUUCUCCAAGGGCAAGUACAUGCAGAAGGUCACAGUGGAGCAGUUCCAGACCAAGUGGGUCCAGUACAACGGCAUCACUCCCACUCCACGUCCUGGAGCAUGUAUUAACAACCUGAUGCGACAGCAGAACAUCAGCAGCUCUCUCCACCUGCCGGACAAGACCCUUCAGUUUGUGAAGGACGAGCCCCCAAAUGUUACGCCCCUGAUAAAAGGGAAGAAUUUUGAUAAGAGUCAAAGUUAGGUUUCAUUCUCCGGUACUUUA